Molecule: messenger RNA, 1637 nt
Organism: Dimorphilus gyrociliatus
Lineage: Eukaryota; Metazoa; Annelida; Polychaeta; Dinophilidae
Source: the annotation of a GenBank genome assembly
ACUUCCGCUUAAGCAAAAAUAGCAGUCUAUCGCGUGUUCUCGAAGUACCUAACAGUUACCUUCAUUUUCACUUUUAAGAAAGGGGCUAUAUUUGUUAACGCAAAGAAAGACAUUAGAAUGCUAUCACCAGCAAAGGAAACGGUGUUUGAUAAAUCAAAAAAAGUUGAUGAUGAAACGUUGCUUGAAGGGCCCAAAUUUUCCCCACUUCUAUUUCUUCAACGUUACGAUUAUGUUGCAAAAGUUGUUCUAGAUAACAAAAUUAAAAGUUUAGUUGAUUUUGGUUGUUCAGAGUGUCGCUUCGUAUCAAGGCUUUGUAGGAGCUACAAUUCGUCAUUAGAGGAGAUUUAUGGUGUUGACAUAGAUGAAAUUAGUCUUUUAAUGAAUAAGAAUUGUAUUUUACCAGGACCUUCAAGUUUCAUGUAUGACAAUAGGAGAGAAAACCCUUUAGUUGCCAAGCUUCUGAAAGGAUCUAUCGAGGAUUUUGACAAAAGCCUGCAGAAUGUUGAAGCAGUUGCUAUGAUAGAGGUUAUCGAGCAUUUAUACGAAGAAACAUUAAAAAAAUUUCCUGUCGUUGUGUUCGGUAAAAUUAGACCUAAAUUUGUUAUAAUUACAACUCCAAAUAGCGAUUUUAAUAUUCUUUUUAACAAUCUCUCCGGAUUUCGACAUCACGAUCAUAAAUUUGAAUGGACUCGCGAGGAGUUUAAGAAUUGGGUAUCAGAAAUGUGUGAAACUUAUGGAUAUGACGCUAAAAUCGAUGGUGUUGGGACGACGAAUGAUGAAGAUCUUAAAAAGUAUGGAUAUUGUUCACAAAUAGCAGUGUUUAGAAGAAAAGACUCUUUUGAUUUACAAAUUAAAACUACAUUCAAAGAUAUUAAAGAGACAACUUAUGAGGAAAUCUGUACAACAAAUUAUCCAAUAAAAGCUAAAAUUUCGCAGAGGGAUAAAUUAUUACUAGAAGUUUCCUAUUAUUGUAGGCUACUUUCGAAAGAUAUUGAAGAUUUUAGUGCAAAGGUCGAAAUUCCUCUUUCUCAGUUAUUUAUGUUUAAUAAAAUUCAAUCAUUAUGCAAUACCAAAGAAGAUUUAAAACGAAUCUUAAUUGAUGAAAACUAUACUUUUAUUGAAGAAAGCAAUAGUAUUGUUUUUUUUAACGAUAUAUCAGAUGAUGAAUCAGCAGAGGAUCAUGGGUACGAGGAACAAGAUGAAGUUUGCAGUGAAGAUAAUAAAAAUAGUAUUUCGACACUUGAAGAAAAUUGGGAAGAUGAUGAAGAAGAAUGGGGCGCAACAACACCUGAAAAGGAAUUUAUUGACGAAAGAUUUGAAGAUGCUGAAACUUCGUUGAUGCAAGACUUCAUUGCUUUGGAGGUGAAUCAUAGUUGUCCCUGGAAGAAAAAGCAUUCAGGUAAAAAAUUUUUACCGGACGUUAUAAAAGGUGGAAAAUCGUUACAUAAUCUAUUAAAAGGUAAUUUUAAGCUUGAAUAUAAUAUUCCCAGAACUAUUGAGGAAAGUGUUAUCGUCGAUGGUCAAUUCGACGAUGCUGAUUAACAAACGGAUAGAUUUUGUUACAUAUUACAUUGUUCUGUAGCUUUCCGAAAGAACAAAUGUUAUUUUCUUUAUUUAUAAUACAUACAGAAUAAAUU